Molecule: messenger RNA, 2715 nt
Organism: Closterium sp. NIES-67
Lineage: Eukaryota; Viridiplantae; Streptophyta; Zygnematophyceae; Desmidiales; Closteriaceae
Source: the annotation of a GenBank genome assembly
CCUUGGGAUUCCACUCCAGUUCCGAGAUUUCAGUCAGGUCUCCUGUCCUGAAUCCUGAUACUGCCGUCUCCGUAACGGGAAGUAGUUCUCUAGGUCGUCCCUAGCUGCUUAGAACACCACGCUUCGGAGCCGCGCCGUCCGGAUGUGCUUGUGGUCUGGCACACUUUCGGCUCACGCGCUAGGCGUAUUACAGUUUGUCAGUGGUGUACCUAGUCGCUGACCAUUGGCUGAGGAAAUGGACCAAUCAGAGGCGAAGGAUGCUGCAGCGGCGAUCGUCGCUCCGGGGACGGUGGCAGGCGACGGAACGGCGACGGAAUCGACGGUCGCAGACGCCAGCAGCUUCGGAUUGCCGUUCAUCUUGAAUUACUGGAAGGAGUUCGACCUGGAGAGCGCACGGACGUCACUGGACGAGCAAGGGUUGAAGAUUGCCGAGAACCAGGAGGCGAGCACCAAGAACCGGCGGAAACUAGCAGAGUCAACGAGGGACUUCAAGAAAGCAUCCAAGGACGAGCAGAGCAAGCUGUUUGUCGCGCUGCUGAAAGCGUACCAGGAGGAGGUGGAUAACCUCACCAAGCGCGCCAAAUUCGCUGAGGCUGCCUUCCUGGGCGUCUACCAGAAGCUCUACGAGGCUCCGGAUCCCGUUCCAUCCCUUGCAUCUGCUGCUGAGGUGGCAGCGAACGCUGCUGAGCUGGCGGCGGAGAACCGGCGCAUGCACGCUGAGCUGGAGGAGUUCCGGUCUGAGUCAGCGCACCUCAAGAACCAGCAGGCCACCGUGCGGCGGCUUGAGGAGAGAAACAGACAGCUGGAGCAACAGAUGGAGGAGAAGGUGAAGGAGAUGGUGGCGAUGAAGCAGCACGUGCUGGCAGAGGAGAGCCAACGAAGCAUGGAGACACUCAAGUCAAGGGAGGACGCUCUCCAGGACCAGCUGAGGGCAGCGAGGGAGACAGUGAGCAACAUGCAGCGGCUGCAUGAGAUGAGCCAGUCGCAGCUGUUUGAACUCAAAGCGCAGUCAGAGGAGGACCGUGCAUUGAAGCAGGGCGAGAUGAACCUGCUGACAGACGAGGUGGAGAGGGCACAGGCCAGGCUGCUGGCGCUGGAGAGAGAGAAGGAAGCUCUCAAGGCGCAGCUGCAUACAGCACAGCCCAACGAAGCUGCAGCCAAUGGCGACAGCACGGACAGCAGUGGGGCGGUGGGGUGGGAAGCAGCAGUGAGGGCAAAGGAGGCGGUGAUAGCAUCGCUGCACCAGGAGCUGCAUGCUCUGGAAGCAGCAGGGGCGGCAGAGAGGGAGGAGCAGAGGACGGAGAUGAAACAACUCAAGGCGCAGCUGCAAGACAAGGAGUUGUCACUAGCAGCAGUGAGGGCGGAACUGGCGACGAGGCCCACCCAGAAGCAGUGGGAGGACCUUCGCAAGCAAGUCAAGAUUUUGCAGGCUGUGGGUUAUAAUGCAGUGGAAGUGGACGACUGGGAUGAACCGGGCAUGGCAUCCAACGGUCUAGGAUCGUCCUUGAACCUCUCUGCUGCUGCUGAGGGCGACAGUGUAAAGGGGGGAGGAGGAGUGGGGAUGGUGAGCAGCAACAGUGGGAGCGACAUUGGCAAGCUGGAAGCUUUGCUUCUGGAGAAGAACAAGAGGAUAGAGCACGAGUUGACCCAAGUCAAGAUGCGUCUGAGUGAGAGGGAGGAGGAGUGGGAGCAGCAGAGCGCAAGGAUGCGUCUGAGUGAGAGGGAGGAAGAGUGCGCGCAGGAAAAAGCCAAGGUAGCAACGUUGGAAGCCACAGUAGCAGAGCAGAAGACCCUAAUUGGGAAGCUGGAGGAUGACAUUCUCAAGGGCUAUGGUGCCAGGGACAAGCACCGGGCGGCAUCGGUCGGCAGUAUUGUCUCGAUACCCGGUGCAGCGGGCGGCAGCGGUGGCAGUGAUGGUGGCGGUACAGGUGGCAGCAGCGGGCUGGUGGAUGCUGAUUCGGUGCUGAUGGUGGUGUGUGGGCAGCGGGACAGAUUCCGGCAACGAAUGGGAGAGCUGGAAGAGGAGCUGCGAGCAGAGAGGGAGAGGAGCAGCAAGCUAGUGGCAGAGUUGGAGCGGUUGAAAGCCGACAACGUGAAGCUGUACGAGCGCAUGCGAUACGUGCAGGACUACACUAGUGCGGGAGGGGAUAGACCCAACUCCAGUCGGUCAAGGAAGGGUGACAUAGAGGCGGGCCCAGCAGAGGACGUGGAGAGCAAGUACAAGAAGAUCUACGAGGACACCAUCAACCCGUUUGCUGCUUUCUCCACCAAGGAAAGAGAGCAGCGGGUGAGGGAGCUGGGGCUAAGGGACCGCAUCACUCUCACCGGCGGCAGAUUCCUGCUUUCAAACAAGUACGCGCGCACGUUUGUCUUCUUCUACGCCAUCGGCCUGCACAUCCUCGUGGCUCUCAGCAUGUACCGCCUCUCCAGCCUCAGCCAUGCCAGGAUAAAGUUUGACGAGUCAGAACUUCCUUCGAAACACUCACUUUUGAGUGCCGCAUUGAGGUCUCGCAAUGCCACAUAUGGCGGAGGGUUUUCGUCCAACUGAGAACCAUGGAAGUUGUGAAUGUCAUUAUGGAAGUUUUGUACGUGUACAUUACAUUUCAUGGUUUAGAAUCCUCUCAGCAUUAUUAGGGCCCGUUCCAAAAAUGUUCAUGAUACACUUUGUAAUCACAAUGGCUUUGCUUCUGCUAUUGAAUGUGAUAUUCCUGACGU